AUGGAUCAAAUUUUGAAGAAUUAUGCAGUCGAUGACUUUACAAAAUACUGGAUGAUACUGAACUCAUGGGAUAUGCUAAUGCUGCUGCAAGAAUAUGAACCAACGAUACCUACAGCCGUCGAGAAGUUGUACGUUUUCUCGAUCGAUGGAUCCGAUCUUGGAUGGAGCAGGUAUGCGAAAAAAACUGUCAUCAAAGUAAAUUCCGAAUACUAG
Molecule: messenger RNA, 213 nt
Organism: Haemonchus placei
Lineage: Eukaryota; Metazoa; Nematoda; Chromadorea; Rhabditida; Trichostrongylidae
Source: the annotation of a GenBank genome assembly